CUCGCUCCAGGUGCUCCGCGAUGGCUGCUGGUGCUGGGGGCGACGCUGGCAGGGCGACGACGCGGCCGCCACCGGGGCUGAGCCGCAAGCAGGGACCGGAGCUGGGGGUGCCGGUGGCCCGUGGCAGAGAUGGACGCUCCGGAGAGCAACGCGGCGAAGUGCAAGGCGGACGGGCCGGCGGCCCCAGCCUCUCCCUCCCAACCCUACAUACUUCUUCAUAUGCCCAUAUGGAGCCGGCCGGCGUUAUGGAAUGUUAAGAAGCACUGGAGCUCGGACGGGCCGCAGCGCCGCUCCUGCUCCCUCGACGACAGCCGGUGCUGCCGCAAUGAUCGUUCCAGUUCCCGUCUGCGCUGCCGUCGGCGCCGCUGCAGGACUCGCAGGCGUUGUGUUCGGGAUCCCGGCGGCCCUGGCAGCGGUGGGCUUCACCAAAGCAGGAAUUGCGGCCGGCUCCAUGGCUGCUGCCAUGAUGUCCUCGGCCGCCGUGGCCAACGGCGGCGGGGUGGCCGCCGGGAGCAUGGUGGCCUUGCUGCAGUCCCUGGGAGCUGCAGGACUCUCCCUAGGUGCCAAGAUCGGCCUGUGCUUGACCCUGGGGCCCCUUGGUGCAGCAGCUGGUGCCCUGUGGGGUAAGAGGAGGACAGGUUCAAGCACCGAGAACACUUCCGAACUCAAAGUCGAGUAACACCCAGACGAAAUGGUUCAGCCCAAGGAUUUGGAAAGGCAGUGUGACAGUUGCUGCAAACCCUCCACUUGCUUUGCUGGCUUCUUAAAAGCUGUCCAUCCACCUGUGCAGAGAGGACUUGGAGAGCAAUAAACCUCACUCCUACGUGUGCA
Messenger RNA from Rhea pennata, 831 nucleotides. RefSeq names its product interferon alpha-inducible protein 27-like protein 2A. Gene Ontology annotation, biological process: apoptotic signaling pathway. Bases 251 to 679 code for a protein of 142 amino acids. Gene Ontology annotation, cellular component: mitochondrion; membrane. NCBI's taxonomy places the organism in Eukaryota, Metazoa, Chordata, Aves, Rheiformes, Rheidae. The record is from RefSeq and is a predicted model, not a curated record. The transcript is spliced from 6 exons.